Molecule: messenger RNA, 1033 nt
Organism: Olea europaea var. sylvestris
Lineage: Eukaryota; Viridiplantae; Streptophyta; Magnoliopsida; Lamiales; Oleaceae
Product: protein Simiate
Exons: 7
Coding region: 67-720 (217 amino acids)
Cellular component (GO): nucleus
Source: RefSeq, a predicted model, not a curated record
UGGGAAACCUUAUUUCAGGGUGUGUUUUUCGGCAAAAACAAGGUCAGUGGAGCAAAUUCAAUUUCAAUGACAGAGCAAAACACCACCAAGACCCACAAAAAUCUUGAAAUCCCAGAUCAAGAAACUCUUCACCCUGGUACUGAAAAAAAUCCCAUGAUUGAAAAUAAACAAGUAGUAGAAGAAGAAGAAUUAAAGAGACUUUUGGUGCCCAAUGUAGAAGAUUUGCCCCCCUCUCCUCCCUCUGCUGUAGAGUCCAACUUUACGACCUACUUUCUUCCAGAUUUUUUCUAUCCUGGAAAUGAUCAGUAUGUUCACCGUCAUGCCAACGGGUUGUGCGUAAUCGGUUUGGCUCCAUAUCAUGUGGCAUUUAAGGAUGAAUUGGGAAUAUCGAACGUCAGUUUCGAUGUAGGGAGGACUGAUAGGAGUACAAUUAAAGUCACUGGAAAACGAAAAAAGAAUGCACAACAUCUUCAUGAGAAUACAGCACUGUGCAAAGUGUUCGCGGGGGAUGUUACUUACAUAGCGAGAUGCUGUGUAAAAGGCUCUCUACUGGAAGUCAAUGAAAGGUUAAUCAAGCACCCACAAUUGCUUAAUUCAUCGGCAAAUAGAGAAGGCUACAUUGCAAUUAUCAUGCCAAAGCCUGCAGAUUGGCUCAAAGCCAAGGCUUCUAUGCUCAGCUUUGAAGAAUAUCAAAAGUUGAGAGACUUGCUGAUUAUUUAGGAAAGACUGGCUUCUGAUUUUGCAAAAGCAUACGUUAUAUACUUCAAAUGGUCUGCAGUUUUAGAGAUAUUUAAACAAUUUUGAUGGUAGACAAUGGGAAUAAACUUUUGAAAGCUUGGGAGCUAGCAUUGAAAAAAUAGUUCCCACCGUAUCAUUAUUGUAAGAUUUGAAUCCAUAAACUGCUCAGAAUUGGAAGUCAUUUCUAGAUGUGAUUUUUGCUUUUAUGCUGUAAUUAUGUUUUAUAGCAUUAGCCACUUGUGCCUGAUUUGUUCUGCCAUUGAUACCGUAAAAGAAAACAUGAUAUGUGCGAUGA